AUGUUAAACGUUACUCAAAAGCUCAGAUUUUUUGCACAGCCAUGGGUGACUAACCGCGUGCUCUCCGACACCCCCACUAUCAUCAAGAUCCAGAAAUACCAGCACCGGCAUCUCGAUGCCUUGUUUUCUGGGUUGUCCUGUGUUGUUUCGGUGCCUUUCUACACUGCAUUUCUCCCAUUGCUUUUCUGGACCGGGCAUUGUAAAUUGGCUAGGCAAAUGACUCUCUUGAUGGCCCUUUGUGAUUAUAUCGGAAACUCUAUAAAGGAUGUGGUGUCAGCACCCAGGCCAAAGUGCCCACCUGUUAGGAGAAUAACUGCCACUAAAGAUGAGGAAGAGAAUGCAAUGGAAUAUGGAUUGCCUUCUUCUCACACUCUUAAUACCGUGUGCUUGUCCGGAUACCUGUUAAACUACGUCCUGACCUACACAGAAAGCUAUGACGACUCUUUUAUAGUGUUUGGUUUUGUGGUAGCUUGUUUGUUUGUAGGUCUCGUUGGAUUGGGAAGGGUAUACCUUGGAAUGCACAGCCCAAUUGAUAUUAUUGGUGGUCUGGGUCUGGGACUGGGGAUUCUUGCAAUCUGGCUCUCCAUAUCUGAAUAUAUAGAUAAUUUUGUUGUUUCGGGUCAAAAUGUUGUGUCAUUCUGGGCCGCCCUUAGCUUCCUGUUACUCUUUGCUUAUCCAACUCCUGAAUCUCCGACUCCAAGUUUUGAAUUUCACACAGCCUUCAAUGGUGUUGCCUUGGGAAUUGUGACUGGUAUCCACCAGACGUUCAAUCAGUUCCACCAUGAAAAUGUGGCCCGCGUAUUUUCCCAUCAGUUUACUUUUCCUGCAUUCAUGGGCAGAUUGCUACUGGGGAUCCCGACAAUCUUAAUUGUUAAGUUUUGUAGCAAGGCCUUCGCAAAAUGGAUUCUCCCUAUUCUUGCAUAUACUUUGGGAAUCCCAGUAAGAUCAACAACUUAUGUACCAACCUUAAAUGCCAUGGCGUCCGAUAAGAAAUUGGACAAAAUAAAGCAAUCAGCCUAUCUCCAAAAAUUCUUCUUUUUCUCCAAGCAAACCUCGUUUGAUGUUGAUACUGGCAUAAGGUUCCUUCAGUACGCUGGUCUGGCCUGGUCUGUCGUUGACCUUGUUCCUUCUUUGUUCCUUCGCCUCGGUUUGUGA
Molecule: messenger RNA, 1155 nt
Organism: Striga hermonthica
Lineage: Eukaryota; Viridiplantae; Streptophyta; Magnoliopsida; Lamiales; Orobanchaceae
Source: the annotation of a GenBank genome assembly